GCGGCAUGGCAGCUGCGCGGGCGAGCGGCGGAGGCGACGACAAGCUGGUGCAGCUGGUGAGGAGACACCCGGCCAUCUACGACGCCGAGUGCAGGCAGUGCAAGGCCCCGCGCGCCAAGGAGGACUCCUGGCGGGCCGUGGCCGAGGGCGCCGGCCGCAGCGUGGAAGAAUGCAAAAAGAGAUGGCGAGACAUAAGGGACCAUUACUUCAAAAUCAAAAGAAAGAUGAAAAUCGGACCAUUGUCUUCCUGCAGACAGCCGAAAUGGAAUCUCUUUGAGUCGUUGACCUUUUUGGAUGGUUUGAGGAAGGAACGAAGGUCCCGGCCACAGCCUCCGGCGGACCGCGGCGAGUGCGAGCACACGGACUCCGGGGAGGACUUUACGGACGAGGACCAGCGCACGGACUUGUUCUCGCAGCAGCCCGCGGGGCACGAGGAGCCGUCCACGCCUCGCGGGCGGGCGAGGUCCCUGCCCUCGGACCCCCGUCGCUCCAAGAUGCCGCGCCUCGGCGCCAGGAGGCCGCGGCCCUUCUGCACCGUCGUCAGCGAGUUCGAUAGAGGCCCGGCGGAGAGACCGCGGCUGGUCAGGACCGUCAGCUCCGAGGACGACGUCGAUGCGUUCUUCAGGAGCAUCGCGCUGACCGUCAAGAAGUUCACACCGGGGGUGAUAGGCGCCGCCAAGCUGAAAGUGCUGACUUUUAUUAACGAACUGGAACAAUCCGCGCAAUACAUGUCCCGUUCCCCGUCGCCUGCCUGACCCCGCGGAGCGUAUUCCACAACGAAGAAGCCGCUCCUGGCUGGUGUUAUUUGCGGCCCUGUCACGCAGUCAAAUAUUUCGCUUCCAACAUCUUUCAAAAUGUUGUGUUCAAAUUUGAAGGGUUGUGACGUCAUCGAAAACGUCACUAGUGCAGUCAUGUUUGUUUGACAAGGUGGAUGACCUGAGUUUCCAUCAAUUAUGUUUCAUGUAGGACAGGUUCUAAAAUAUGUUUGAUGCUGGAUGAUACCAUCCAAUCAAAAUGGUGUCUAUCGGAAACGAAAACGAAAUCCGUUUCCGUCAAACGAAUCUUUAAAAUAGCGAAGAACACAUUGGUGAUUAAAGAUGCUAUGAAAGUGAAAUAACUAAAAUCUAACAUUAGAGUCGUAUGCGAAAUAAUUUUAUGUGUAAAGAUGAAACUAUAUUUCUAUAAUUUAAAAAAUCAUUGAAAAUUUAUUCAUAUAAUUAACAAAUAUUAUUGUGAGUUAAAUUUUUUAUAUUUUAAAAAAAAUAUAAAAGCACAAGUAUCAUGACAUUUUGUAAAAUUCCAUUCAGCACUGUGAGUGUUAUUUGAUUUCAAAAUGAGAUUAAAAUUGGAAAAUUUGAGAUAGCUCAGACCAAAAAUAAAUUUUAGUAUUGUGACAUUAUUUAAAACAUAUUUGAGGUUAAUUGUCUAAAUUUAUUUGAUGGAGAAAAGAAGAAGCCAAUUUUUUGUCCAAUACUACCCCUCAAACUCUAUUGUCAAAUAUAGAAGGAGGCAAAUUUUUGACAGUGUCACAGGGCCUUUAGUUCUUCUUUUGAGUGAUUUCCAGUUGUUGCUCUGAAACUAUAGGUCUUCAUAUUCCUGAAUAGGUUCUGUAGUAUCGAUUGUUAAAUCAUAAAGAAUAUCCCAUGCUAUGUAUAAAGAAAAUAAAUGUUUCAAAAAUAA
Molecule: messenger RNA, 1680 nt
Organism: Bacillus rossius redtenbacheri
Lineage: Eukaryota; Metazoa; Arthropoda; Insecta; Phasmatodea; Bacillidae
Exons: 3
Coding region: 6-755 (249 amino acids)
Biological process (GO): regulation of transcription by RNA polymerase II
Cellular component (GO): nucleus; transcription regulator complex
Source: RefSeq, a predicted model, not a curated record